AUGAAUGCUUAUUGCAUAUGGUUUUCGAUAGUAACUCUUGUUGUUGUCUUUUAUUUAUCGACUUUUGCUAAGGUAUCGUAUCAUUUGCUCAUACAUAAAAGAAACACUAAUUUACUCGAGCAAUUUGGAGAGAGGAGUGAAAAUAACAAUGAAUAUCGCUCGCGGCAUUGCCAGGUAUUACAUUUGGCAUUGGUGGUUUGUGGAGGUGUUCACUUGAGUUAUCCUUUAUCGACGCUUAUCAAAAGUAUCCUCCGUUAUCGUCAACAAGCCAUCGUUUUACAUUUACUUGUGGAUGAUAUUACCAUGAGAACUAUAUCGUUGCUAUUUAGUACAUGGCGAUUACCAGCGGUGAAAGUGAUGUAUUAUAAUGCUUCGCAAUAUUUGGAUCGUUUCUCAUGGAUUCCUAAUCGACAUUAUUCAGGCAGAUACGGGUUUCUGAAGCUUAUUUUAAACGACAUUUUGCCUGCUGAUGUUGACAAAGUAAUCAUACUUGAUACGGAUGCAUUGAUAAUGGACGACAUCGCCCAACUAUGGUCGUUUUUUUCGAAGAUGACAAGUUUACAAGCUAUUGGCUUGGCUGAAAAUCUGUCUAACUGGUACUUAAUUAAUAGAAAUACAUCCCAAAGAAUUGUCUGGCCAGCAUGGGGACGUGGCUUUAAUAGCGGAGUAAUGUUACUGGAUUUAACAAAGUUAAGGAAUAUAAACUGGUCACAUAUUUGGAAAGAAAUUGCUUCAAAAAAUAUUAAAGACUACGGUCCAGUUGAACUAGCGGAUCAGGAUGUAAUCAAUGCAGUUAUAAAUCAUCAUCAGUGGAUUGUACAUAAACUUCCUUGCGAGUGGAAUUUUCAGUUAGGAUUCCAGUCACAGCAGAACUUAUGCCCUGUAGAAAUUUCUCGUUUGAAGUUGGUUCACUGGAAUUCACCUUUAAAAACUCGAACAGUGAAUCGUUAUGCAGUACUUCUCCGUCGAUAUUACGAUAGCAUGAGAGAUAUGGAUGGCAAUAUGUUUCGGUCUAAUAUAAUUCAUUGUCAUUAUGAUUCUCAACGGGAAUAUUCAGCACUUGACAAAGUAUCUGAAUAUGAUGACAACGACGAUGGCUGCAGCGAGAUACGACAUGCUCGAUGGAUCACGUAUCGGACGCUAUUGUAUGUACGUCCCUACAAUUUCAUUGCUGUUCCGAAGAAUGUUGUUUUGAUAACGCAAUUCAGCAUGGAUCGUUUGAUGCAUUUUAAUGCGCUAUUGCAAUAUUGGACUGGGCCUGUAUCGGCUGCUGUUUAUGUUACCGAUUCUGAGCUUUCACUGUUAAUUCAAUUCUUCGAUGAUACUCUUGCUAAUCGAACUAAUGUUGCAUUGCAUGCUGUUUACAAGGAAAGCACAUACUACCCCAUAAACUAUCUUCGAAAUGUUGCACUAAAUAGCAGCAACGAUGCAUCAUUUGUUUUUUUGGCUGAUGUUGACUUCAUACCAAGACCAGGAUUGUAUGCAACGUUAUGUAAAAAGUUGGUAAUGACCAACUCAACAAACAAAAGAGCGUUUGUGGUGCCAGCUUUUGAAUAUAUGGGUAAUCGAGUUCCAGUGAUUCCUCUUACCAAGAAUGAAUUGUUAAUAGAACUAGAUGCUCAACGUAUGCAAAUUUUUCGACGAAAUAAAUGGAUCCAGGGUCAUGUAGCCACUAACUAUGACCGCUGGAGAUAUGCUGAUCAAGAAUACUCGGUUUCAUGGAGAACUGAUUAUGAGCCAUAUAUUGUGGUGAGGCGUAGAGGAUUACCACCUUAUGAUCAGCGGUUUGUUGGCUUUGGCUGGAAUAAAGUGUCCCAUAUGAUGUCACUCAAUGCUGCUGGUUACGAAUUUAUUGUGUUACCGGAUGCAUUCGUUGUCCACCAGCCACAUCUUCCCUCAUUUGAAAUGGUACGCUACCGUUCGCUAUCGAUAUAUCGUAAAUGCUUAAAGUCUCUGAAGGGUGAAUUUGUGCGCGAUUUAAUUCGUGAACAAAGAAAGAAUAGGACAUCGAAUUCUACAAAUCCAUUUUAA
This is a messenger RNA of Brugia malayi, 2031 nucleotides long. RefSeq lists its product as uncharacterized. The record is from RefSeq and is a predicted model, not a curated record. NCBI's taxonomy places the organism in Eukaryota, Metazoa, Nematoda, Chromadorea, Rhabditida, Onchocercidae. The transcript has 14 exons. Gene Ontology annotation, molecular function: glucuronosyltransferase activity; xylosyltransferase activity. Gene Ontology annotation, biological process: protein O-linked glycosylation via mannose. Bases 1 to 2031 code for a protein of 676 amino acids.